This is a messenger RNA of Exaiptasia diaphana, 1985 nucleotides long. Its product is annotated as probable G-protein coupled receptor 19. Bases 396 to 1556 code for a protein of 386 amino acids. Gene Ontology annotation, biological process: G protein-coupled receptor signaling pathway. Gene Ontology annotation, molecular function: G protein-coupled receptor activity. The transcript has a single exon. NCBI's taxonomy places the organism in Eukaryota, Metazoa, Cnidaria, Anthozoa, Actiniaria, Aiptasiidae. Gene Ontology annotation, cellular component: membrane. The record is from RefSeq and is a predicted model, not a curated record.
CUUCUUGGUGAUAUUUCCUUGAAACACAUCUGAUGUUCAGUUUUGCGUCGAUGUACACAAUGUAACACUUAGGAAUAAGGCGAGAGACCACCGACGUCCUAGCUCCGUAAUCGUUGCCUAGCAGCGCCAGCAGACGACAGAGAAACAUCAUUCCGAUUAGCAUAUUCGCUGCCAGUGGUUGAAGUGGCAGCAAGAACGCCAUACUUUCAAAAGAAGUCUAUUCCCAGGGGAAAAGUAACCUUCUCUGGAAGGAUCAAUGGUUCAAGAGCAAAAAUAAUGCAAGCGAAACGAUUUAUUUAUCGAAUAUGACACUCAAAGUGCUCUGGAUAGAUAUACAUCGCAAAAAAUAUAACUUCUGAUGUUCACUGAACGACGCUUAGGGAAGAAAUAACAAAAUGGCAAUGUUAUUCCACGGUAACUGUUCCCGGCAUGUUUCGUCAGAUAAUUGCACUAGUACACCAGAAAUCUCCAUUGAAGUGCUCUUUUUAGUUGUGGUACUGACGGGAUCGACAAUUGGGAAUGUUUUGGUCUUAUUGGUAGUUAGGCAAAGCCGACGAAAUGAGUGGACUACGAAUUACUUUGUCACUAGUCUUGCUGUGUCAAAUUUAAGUUCACCGUUUCUUUGCGUCUUGUGGACAAUCUUUUGGAUCGUAAGUGGGCGCUGGAUAUUUGGAGAUCUCACUUGUAAAAUAACUUUCUUUUUCCACUUUCUCAAUGCGGGAGUUUCGGCGGGUCUUUUGGCGUGUAUUUCUCUUGAUCGAUUUUACGUGGUUGUUCAUCCACUUAGCUUCAAGAUGACCAGAGCUCAAACAAAAGAGCUCAUAACGUUCGUAUGGGUUUUUAUGAUCUGUGCCACAGCGCCAGCCUUGUACUUUUUCAACGUUGAGUCACCUCAAAGCAUUCAAAUUUGUACUACUGAUUUUAGCGUGACUGAAUGGCAAGUUUUUAUCAUAUUGUUCUUUUUUAUCCCCUUUGGAUUCCCACUAUUCACAACCUUGGGACUAUAUUCGCGUAUAGUAUAUGCUAUAUUAAUGCGGAACAGGCAAGCGAGGAACUUGACUAACGACUUCAGAAGGCAGGCCAACAGGGUGCCUAAGUCAAAAAUCAAAGUACUACGAAUGCUUAUGAUACAGUGGCUGUGCUUCGUGGGUUGUUGGUUACCGUUCCUAAUAUAUCAAGUCAUUCUCUCGCUAGGCUUAAUCAAUUUCAAUAUGGGUUCAUACAUUUCAAUGUUAUUUCUUUCCUACACAAAUUCAGGGCUMAAUGCUCUAAUCUAUUCGCUGUUCAAUGGCGACUUUCGACGUGGAUGUAAACGAGUUUUUUGUAAGCCGGAUUCUUCGCAAGCUUAUCGUUUGACGACAUUGCCGAGCAGAAARAACAGAAUUACUCCUGCUGACCAAGAGUUCAGUUCUGGCGAACACGAUUUUGCCGAAAUGCGACUACCAGAACUAAAACCCUUUAAACAUCACAGUUUGAACGGCACAGCCGACAAAAUAGUCCAUCAAGCUUGGGUUAACAAUAGCACAGCACGAAGAGCGUUAACGGAAAUCUCUUGAAAAAUGGCUUAUCAUUUUUUCGCGCGAGCUAAAUACAGGAAUGAAUAAAAUGAAAAAUGGAAAUAAAUCUAUUUAAUUCCCUUUCAAAUGAAACAUUUGCGGAUUGAAAAGAUACAGGUUCCACACUGAAACUCCUUUCAUCGUAAGCGAAUGAUUUUUGUAUUUAUUUUUUAUUUUUGCYUGGGAAGCAGCUGAAGUCUUUGGCGCGCACGUCAAUUACUCGGUAAGGGUAAGUCUCGUUCCACUUAUAAGACCCGAAGAAGACAAAAAAAUCCUAUUACAUUGUUAAUGCUAUUUGUAAAAUAACAAAUAUAUGAAGAUAUAUAUAGAAAUAUGAAUUCCAUAACGUUUUAUUUAUUGCUUGAAAAAGAAUCAUUGAAACAUGUUAUGAAUAGAAUACUGAAAUAAACAUGAAAUUGUUUCGCGGUA